AUGAUUCACCAGCGACGCACCGGAGGACGGCGGCCCCCCGGUUCUCAUCUCGGCUCAUGGGGGCGGCCGCUCGCUUGCGGCGGGGGAGGGGGCGGCGUGGCGAGAGGAGAAGCCGCGGGAGGGGGCGUCGCCGUCGGCGGGCCGGGAGCCGUCGUCGAAGUUCCGGGGAGUAGCCGAGGGGUCGUAGCGGAAGUUGCCGAUGGGUGCGGGCCUGGGGACGGAGAGGGUGGUGGCGAUGGACUUGCGGUCGAGGUUGGGGCGGGUGAGGAGGCUCCUGGCGGAGUUCUUGUUGCUACUCCUCCGGUGGUGGUCGGCGCCGCUUCUGUUGGGCCACGGGAGCUUCAGCUUGAGACGACCCCAACAGGAGAAGAGUGA
Molecule: messenger RNA, 375 nt
Organism: Rhodamnia argentea
Lineage: Eukaryota; Viridiplantae; Streptophyta; Magnoliopsida; Myrtales; Myrtaceae
Product: glycine-rich protein DOT1-like
Exons: 1
Coding region: 1-375 (124 amino acids)
Source: RefSeq, a predicted model, not a curated record